Molecule: messenger RNA, 165 nt
Organism: Soboliphyme baturini
Lineage: Eukaryota; Metazoa; Nematoda; Enoplea; Dioctophymatida; Soboliphymatidae
Source: the annotation of a GenBank genome assembly
UUGCAAACUCAAGUUCAAGCGUUAUUUCAUUUGUUCAUUCAUUCUAACUUUGGUAACUUCAUUUUCUCAUUCAAACUGUCAUUCGUUCGUUCGUUCGUUCAUUCAUUCAUUCAUUCAUUCAUUCGUUCAUUCAUUCACUCAUUUACUGACUCAUUAAUUUAUUAA